Molecule: messenger RNA, 1604 nt
Organism: Eruca vesicaria subsp. sativa (arugula)
Lineage: Eukaryota; Viridiplantae; Streptophyta; Magnoliopsida; Brassicales; Brassicaceae
Source: the annotation of a GenBank genome assembly
GCCGGAGAUUGGUGGCCGGAGAGGAGAAGAAUUGAAGGACGAGAAAUGGGAGACGGAAGGGAAGGAGAUUGGGAGUGUUUAGGUUGCAGUAACAGGAACUACGCGUUUCGAUCAUUCUGCAACAGAUGCAAGCAGCCUCGUCUUUUCAUGGAUAACAAUACCUCUCACAACUCCAAGUGGCUUCCUCGUAUCGGUGAUUGGAUCUGCACUGGUUGCACUAACAACAAUUAUGCAUCACGAGAAAAGUGCAAAAAAUGCGGACAACCAAAGGAAGUAGCAGCUUUGUCUUCAUCACUCGCUUCCCUUCAGACCCAUCUCAGUUACUUCACCAGUCGACCUGAUCCACUCGAUCAACUUGGUUCUCUACUCCCUUUCUCUAACCCUGCUUCGGCUCUUAAAGAAUGGAGGAGCGGUGAUUGGAUCUGCAGAUGUGGGUUUCACAACUAUUCCUCUCGUAUACAGUGCAAAAAGUGCAAUGAAACAGCUCCACUAGCUCUUGGAACCAAGAGAUUAGCAUCAGAAGUUUUGGCUCAUGAGUGGGAUACCAAACGAUUGAAUCAAGGAUAUACAAACAUGCAACCACAGUCAUCGUUAUAUGCAUCUUUUCCUGGUAUAAGCUCAGGCAGUAUCUCAAACUGGCAACUCCCUCUCCCGUUUCUACAGCAACAGUUGUUAACACCUGCUUUACUUGGAAAGGGAGCAAAACAAUGGCGUGAUGGAGACUGGAUGUGCACAAAUUGCAAGAAUCACAAUUAUGCAUCCCGAUCAGAGUGCAAUAGAUUUAUUUCGGUGUUCAUUUCAGAUGCAAGACUAAGCGAGAAAUCAUUGAACAGACCAUAACUCCAGUACAGACUUAAAGAAUCAAGAAGAGUGUUCUUGACUGUCAUACAAAACACUGUAUCUCAAUCUUGUUUGAUUGACAUGAAUAUAAAGAAGCCUUCAAAAUGUUAUUGAAACAGAGAAAAGCUAAAAGCUUGGUUAGCCCUUCAAGAUGUUUUUAGGAUCAAGAGGAGGUGUAUCAAGCUGAUAAAGAUUCAAAGCCGGUCCAACAAACCGGAAAAGAAUCCAACCUCCAAUCACAAUGUAGAUUGAAGCGUAAGCCAAUUUGUUGAGCCAAAACAACAGACCUUUCUCUCCCACAUAAAGCUCCAACGCUUUCUCAUUCAACGUCAUCUCUUCCCAUGGCUUCUGAACCUUUUUCUCUGCUUUCUUCCCGCUUUGCCCUCCUUCACCUGAACUUUCUUCCCUCAUUCUCCUUCUUGACCCUCGUUUGAACCUUAUCUCCACUCCUCCAUCCAACGGCUGAGAGACCUUCUCUUCACCGCCACUGUUAGAACAACAGUUUAUCGAAAGAGAUGGUCUUUCUUGACGACGCAACACGAACUGGGUUUGUGUUAUUGUUUGUUGCUUCAGAUUGAUGAUAGUUGGUUUAGCCAAACCGGGAGCUGAGAAGUGAAGAGUUUUCAUUCUUGUUUGGGGUAUAGUUCAAACUUGAAAGAAAGAAUCUGAAGCCAGCCAUGUAUGUAGGUAGUAACUAAGAAGAUAAAGCUCUAUCAUCGUCGACCAUUCCUUUGACCCACUUACUUCUCGACACGUAGCAACCC